Messenger RNA from Spodoptera litura, 1668 nucleotides. RefSeq lists its product as uncharacterized. Gene Ontology annotation, biological process: multicellular organism development; proteasome-mediated ubiquitin-dependent protein catabolic process. Lineage: Eukaryota; Metazoa; Arthropoda; Insecta; Lepidoptera; Noctuidae. Gene Ontology annotation, molecular function: zinc ion binding; ubiquitin conjugating enzyme binding; ubiquitin protein ligase activity. The record is from RefSeq and is a predicted model, not a curated record. Gene Ontology annotation, cellular component: cytoplasm.
AUGUCAGCUGAACAAGAAGCCAGGGAGAGACUGGCUCAAGAACAAGAAGCCAGGGAGAGACUGGCUAAAGAACAAGAGGCCAGGGAAAAACUGGCUCAAGAACAAGAGGCCAGGGAAAAACUGGCUCAAGAACAAGAGGCCAGGGAAAAACUGGCUCAAGAACAAGAAGCCAGGGAGAGACUGGCUAAAGAACAAGAGGCCAGGGAAAAACUGGCUAAAGAACAAGAAGCCAGGGAGAGACUGGCUCAAGAACAAGAGGCCAGGGAAAAACUGGCUAAAAAACAAGAGGCCAGAGAGAGACGUGCUAAAGAACAAGAGGCUGGGGAAAGACUGGCUAAAGAACAGGCCAAACAACGAGCCGAACAGAGCUCCAACUCCUCGAAUACAGUCCCAAGCAACUUCGUAGGUGGCCCUCAGCAGCAAGCCGCAGUGAUUGUACCACCGCAGCAGUUAUACCCUACCCUGACCCAAAUGCCGAACUACCCUGUUCAUGUCAACCAGCCCCAUCCGUUAAUUCAGACUAAUCCUUUUCAACAACCCAACCCUAUGUUCCAACAUUACCCGCAAUUCAACCCACCCCAACCUUGGAACCCCCCCCAGCACGUAAACCAUCUCAGGAACCAACCUAAUUCCUAUCAAAACCGAACGACGCCGACGCCACCGCCGCAAGAUUUCGUCUUUGUAAACGCGCCUGGGCAAAGGGCUCGUCCUGUCAAUAAGAACCGAGGAAUCUAUGAUUGUCCCACAUGUAACCAAAGAUAUGGGUGGAAAAUAUUCCAAUGCCCGAACGGACACAGCGCCUGCAAUGACUGCAAGAUCAGAGGACGAGCCUGCGCCAUCUGCGGACUGUCCCUUACUGGAGUCAGGAACUUUGAGGUUGAGAAUUAUGUAGCUCAGUCACCAACAACCUGCCCAAACAAAAAUGAGGGAUGUAAUUCGAUGAUCAAGCUGAUUAACAUGGACAGACAUCUGGAAUGUUGUCCUUAUAAAGAACAGCAGUGCCCUCUCGCCACCAUCUUCGGAACAUGCCGCUGGAAGGGUAAACUGAGCCAGUUGUCGACUCACUUUGACGAGAUGCACUCAUCGAGCCGCGGAAUAGACGUCGACAAAGAAAUUUACUUAAGAGACAUUCAUAAUUCGAGCCGGCAGGUUCAUCUCGUCGUUAUUGGCGGAUAUAAUUUCUUAUGUCACCUUCAAGUUUCUGAAUCGGACGGCAAAAUCUUCAUGGCUGUCCAACUCUUGGGCAAUACUGCUGCAAAGAAAUGGUCUUAUGAAAUCCACGUUUACAAAAAGUCUGAACCGCGUAGGAAAUAUAUAUACUCGGAUACUUGUGUCUCUUCAAAGAAAGAAGUGUUUAAAUCCGGGAACUGCGCAGUGCUGCCGAUAUCUUAUGCUGCAACCUUCGUCGACAGAGAGGGCAUGGCAUUCAAAUUCUCCAUCCAAAAAAUGGUGAAUGAAAACAACGAAGAAGAUGAUCAGGAUGAUCAGCCUGAAGAAAAUUCAAGUGCGCACAAUGACAACAACAUUAACGAACUACGAGAAAACAUGAAUGUAAAUGAUACUGGUAAGAACUAUUAUAACUAUCGCGGUAGGGGCAGGGGUAGAGGUAGAGGUAGGGGCAGGGGGGCGAAUAAUUACAAUAAUUAUUAUCAGCAUAAUAAUAAUUAG